Molecule: messenger RNA, 2082 nt
Organism: Ascoidea rubescens DSM 1968
Lineage: Eukaryota; Fungi; Ascomycota; Saccharomycetes; Ascoideales; Ascoideaceae
Product: guanine deaminase
Exons: 1
Coding region: 189-1907 (572 amino acids)
Biological process (GO): guanine metabolic process
Cellular component (GO): cytosol
Molecular function (GO): zinc ion binding; guanine deaminase activity
Source: RefSeq, a predicted model, not a curated record
AAACAAUAAAAACCUUUUAAAAUGUCUGAUAUUUUUUUGUUAAAAUCAGUAAUAAAUACAGGUGUUGUUUUAAUAUAAAUACUUUGAUUGUUGCCUUUUUUGUGAUUGCUUUUUUGCCUAUCACUUAGCAUUCUAUGGGUUAUAUUAUUGAUCUGUUUCAUGGUUACCACGUUAUAUGAUACUUCAAAAUGACUAUAGCUCAAAAUUCUUCAACCAAAAAUUGCAACUCGAUUUCCUCAUUGAAAUAUUCUCCAUAUACCCAAUUGGAUACUAUUAAAUCUUCUGCUCUAUCUCCCCUACGUUUCACUGUUUACUAUGGCACUUUAGUUCAUACUCCGCAAUUAGGUGAAAUUGAAAUAUUACCAAGUUGCUCAGUUGGAGUUGAUUUAGAUGGUGUAAUUGUCUUUAUUAAUAAAAAUUCAUCUAAUCCAACUAAAGAUGCUUUAGAUUACAAUCCCAAUUUAAGCGUCUCGGAGAUUGAUUUAUUUAAUAUAACUUCAAACCCUUAUUCAUUUUUUUUUCCAGGUUUUGUUGAUACUCAUAUCCAUGCCCCACAAUAUCCAAACUGUGGUAUAUUUGGCAACGCAACUUUAUUGGACUGGUUAACUACUUAUACUUUUCCCUUGGAGGCCUCAUUUAAAAAUCUUCAAAUUGCAAACGAUAUUUAUUCGAAAGUUAUUAAAAAAACAUUAUACAAUGGCACAACAACUGCCUCAUAUUUUGCUACAAUCGAUCCAAAUGCAACAAAUUUAUUAGCCAACUUAUGUUUCCAAAAUGGUCAGAGAGGUUUAAUUGGCCGAGUUUGCAUGAAUGAUAAUUCGCCUGAUUAUUAUGUUGAAGAUCUAAAUCAAUCGAAAUCAUCAACUGAAAAGGUCUUGAAUCAUNUCAAACAUUUAAACAAAAUUCAAAACUCGAUUUCAAGAACUAAUAAAAUUGAGGAAAAUAUCGUAUUACCAAUUAUAACUCCAAGAUUUGCUCCAAGUUGCACUUCAAAUUUAUUAAACUGGCUUGGUGAUCUAUCCAAAAAGAAUGAUCUACACAUUCAAACUCAUAUUUCGGAAAAUAAGAAUGAAAUCCAAUGGGUUAAACAAUUAUUCCCAAGCUCCAAAAAUUACACGUCAGUUUACGAUGACCACAAUUUAUUAACUUCAAAAACAGUUCUAGCUCAUGCAAUUCAUUUAAACAAUGAUGAAAAAAAAUUAAUUAAAUUAAAAAAAUCGGGAAUAUCUCAUUGCCCAAUUUCAAAUUCCUCAAUUACUUCGGGCGAAGCCAGAAUUCGUUGGCUAUUAGAUGAUUCAAUUAAUGUGGGUUUGGGUACCGAUGUGUCUGGUGGAUUUGCUCCCUCGAUUCUUUCGACUGCUCGCCACGCUUUAUUGGUUUCUAGGCAUUUGUCUAUGAAAACAUUUGAAGAGCACGAUAAAUUGUCAGUCAACGAUGUCCUAUAUUUAGCUACAUUGGGUGGAGCAAAAGUGUUGAGUUUGGAAGAGUUGAUAGGAGAUUUCCACGUUGGUAAGAAAUGGGAUUGCCAAUUGAUUAAUCUCCGAGAAAGGGAUUCCCAGGUAGAUAUCUUUAGCUGGCAAUUACCGAAAUAUUUCCAUAAUAAGUUGGAAAGAGAAUUUAUUGGAAAUGAUAAGGAACAAGCUAGUAGUGAUAUAAUUGAUUCCAGUGAUAACUUAAAGCUCUCGGCAAGUGAAAAAUUACAACUUGAUGAUACCAAUAAUAUAAAUUCUGAUGAUGAUUAUGAUGACGAUCUUGAUUAUGAUUUAUUAGAAAACGGGGAUUUGGUUCUGGAGGAUAAAAUACUAUUUGAAAAUAUAAUAGCCAAAUGGUUAUUUAACGGUGAUGAUCGAAACACCACAAGGGUUUGGGUAAAUGGUAGAUUAAUAAUUGAUAAAUCUUCUUGUUAGCUGUUUUGUAGGGCGACUCUUUUUAAUAUUCCACAUUAAUAUUCCACAUUAAUAUUCCACAUUAUUAUUUCACAUUAUUAUUUAGUUCAAUGUCAAAAUAUACAGAAUCUUGAUUUGGUGUUCAAUCAACUAUCCAGAACUGGUAAAUUAGACUAGUUUCUUCUAUUAUAUCGAU